Prunus armeniaca (apricot) is the source of this 1518-nucleotide messenger RNA. NCBI's taxonomy places the organism in Eukaryota, Viridiplantae, Streptophyta, Magnoliopsida, Rosales, Rosaceae. The record is from the annotation of a GenBank genome assembly.
AUGACCGACAACAACAACACCAACACCAACCCAGACAAACCGGUCGACCCGUUUCUCGUCGGGUACCAGCCCUCGGAUCUCCGAAUCGCGUCGGAGUUCCUCACCACCUGGCUUUCCUUCCUCUCCAGAGAUCUCUGUAACCACUGCUCCACUAAACUCGCCGAUCGCGUCCGCUCCCUCGGCUCAGAACUUGAUGGUGAUUCUAAACCGGUCAACCCAGAUGAAAAUUCGAGUGAUUUGACACCGAAGACCCCGGAAUUGCAGGGGGCUAGUGAUAAUGGUGAAGAUAAUUAUAAUGAUGAGGACUCAAAUUCACUAGGUAGUUGGAAAGACGGAGUUCAUGGGAUAUCUGAAUCCGACCCGGAAGCUUCUAGCAGUGGCUUGGCCCCUAAAUCCCCCUCUGUAGAGACUCAAAGUUCUCGAAUGUCGUGGGCCGAUAUGGCGCAGGAAGACGAGCUAGAGGAAGAGGAAGAGCGUGAAUUGAGUAAGCGGGUGGUGAAUGUAAAUGCCGCGACUGGAGAGUUGAGGAUAACGAAGCCUACAUUGUCUAGGGAGCAGAGGGAGUACAUUAGGUUCAUGAAUGUAAAGAGGCAGAAAGAUUUUAUUUGUUUGGAGAGGGUCAAUGGGAAAUUUGCUAACAUUCUGGAGGGACUUGAGCUCCAUACUGGUAUCUUUAGUGCGGCGGAACAGAAGAGGAUAGUUGAUUUUGUUUAUUCGCUCCAAGAGAUGGGCAAGAAGGGUGAAUUGAAAGCGCGUACAUAUACAGCACCCCAAAAGUGGAUGAGGGGCAAGGGACGAGUAACCAUUCAGUUCGGUUGUUGCUACAAUUAUGCAGUGGAUAAAAAUGGUAAUCCACCUGGUAUCCUCCAGAAUGACGUAGUAGAUCCUAUACCUCCUCUUUUUAAGGUGAUCAUUAGGAGGCUGGUAAAGUGGCAUGUGCUUCCGCCGACCUGUGUACCUGAUAGUUGCAUUGUCAAUAUAUAUGAAGAAGGGGACUGUAUACCUCCGCAUGUUGACAACCAUGACUUCCUUCGACCUUUUUGUACUGUUUCAUUUCUUAGUGAAUGCGACAUACUUUUCGGAACGAACUUAAAGGUUAUUGGUGCUGGCGAGUUUGAGGGUUCAUUUGCAAUCCCCUUGCCUGUCGGAUCUGUUCUGGUUUUAAAUGGAAGGGGGGCUGAUGUGGCUAAGCAUUGUGUGCCUGCAGUACCUAUGAAACGGAUAUCUAUCACAUUUAGAAGAAUGGAUGAAUCCAAACGGCCCAAGGGUUAUGCUCCAGAACCUGACUUGCAGGAUAUUCAACCAUUGUCCUAUGAAGAGGACAAGAUAACUCGGUUGAACACUCCUAGAGGCGAACGUCAGAGACACUCAACUAGAAGAGUAGGUAACUCAGAAAUGAGGGGAUCUGCAGAAAGAAGUCACGUCCACCCAGAGCCUCAUGACUCAACCUGGAGUCGACGUGGAUCUGGAAUUAGGUGGAACCGGGGAAGGGGGGUCAAUGUGAAUUUCGGGGCCUAG